AUGGUAAUAGAACCAAGUGUACCUUCACACGUGGAGCUAUCACCCAUAACCCGAACAUACAAUACAACCUCACCUAUUUCCAGUCCCACACAUCGAUUUCAACUUCAAUUAACAAGCCAUUACAAGUAUAUCCAAUCGAGUGAGACCAAUGCCGCCUCCACCAUACAGGUUUUACCAAUCACAACGUCAAGCUCAUUUGAAAUUCCUUCUCCCACUCAAUCUGACCCACUUUCAGUGUCUGUAACACCAGAAGUUCCAUCACUUGUAUCGCCACAUGAUCCACCCUACGACGCUGAUUUAUAUUACCCACAAAGAGGUAGUAUUAAACCAAGAGGAACGUCCUUAUUUGGCCGCGAUAUGUUUGAUGAGUAUGUUGGAAACCGAUACGAUAGGUUCAGGCCAACGGAGUCACAACAGAAUAAUGAUGUUGUUAUGAAUAAUAUGCAUCCGUUUCAAAGAGAUGAUUAUGGGUUAGAGCCAAAGACAUUUUUGGAGAGUAUUGCAGCGUGGUUUAAAUCAAAAUCAGUUGUGUCAGACUUGGAAAUGCAACAGCGAAAUGAUGACGAUGACGACGAAGACGUGAAGAGUGAGUCUUUGCACAACACUGUAGUGAUUGAUCAAGAAGAUAAUACUUCACCACAUCCGGUAUACACCCCGAGAGGGAUCCCUAUUAAUGAGUUUGUCUUGAACUACAGUAAGCCAGUUGAUGAUUCAAACCUUGGCGAAGAAACAGAACGAAGAACCGCAAUUGUCAAUCUGUUUGAUGAAGAAGUGCGCGAUUUAGUUGAUGGCCUGGAUAAUUUCUUGACAUCUUGUUUUGAUGGAAUCUGGACAUUCUUUAAUGACUCCAUCACGAACUUCUCAAACUUGUGCUAA
Molecule: messenger RNA, 876 nt
Organism: Lodderomyces parapsilosis
Lineage: Eukaryota; Fungi; Ascomycota; Pichiomycetes; Serinales; Debaryomycetaceae
Exons: 1
Coding region: 1-876 (291 amino acids)
Source: RefSeq, a predicted model, not a curated record